AUGGUGUCCUCUAAUAACGGCUCGCUGUUGCGUACUCUACUGCUUGUCGCAGCCAAUCUUCUAAUUCCCGCCUCAAUUGUCGUCUUCGCACUGGGAUUUUUCCCUUAUAAACCAUUUUUGCCUGGACUUGCAGAGUUCGAACCUCUCGACUUUGGGUCGCCUCCCGAUGCGCCAUUCGAUCGUUUAAUUUUCAUGGUUGUUGAUGCCUUGAGAAGCGAUUUUGUGUACUCGGACCUCUCGGGUUUUGAAUAUGUUCAAAACCUCAUCCGAGAUGGCAGCGCAAUGCCCUUCACGGCCAACGCCCGGUCACCCACGGUUACUAUGCCGAGAAUAAAGUCUAUGACUACUGGCUCAAUUCCUUCCUUUGUUGAUCUGAUAUUGAACUUUGAUGAAGCGGACACUUCGUCGACCCUCGCUUCUCAGGACACUUGGUUAGCCCAGAUCAAAGCAAAGGAGAUGGGGAAGCUUCUCAUGUAUGGCGAUGACACCUGGCUGAAGCUGUUUCCCAACACCUUUGAUCGCGAGGAUGGAACUUCUAGUUUCUUUGUAGCGGAUUUCACCGAGGUAGACAAUAAUGUUACCAGGAACGUUGCUCCUGAGUUGGAGAAUAGCGACUGGGGUCUCAUGGUUCUUCAUUACCUUGGCUUAGAUCAUAUUGGGCACAAGGCUGGGCCCAAAAGCUCAAACAUGGUUCCUAAGCAGCGUGAAAUGGAUAGUAUCGUCCAAACUCUGUUCGAAGCCAUCGAGUCCAAGCCUCAUUUGGGUUCGACAUUGCUCGUUCUCUGCGGUGAUCAUGGCAUGAAUGAUGCUGGAAACCAUGGCGCUUCUUCGCCUGGUGAAACAUCGCCCGCCUUGGUUUUUAUGUCCCCAAAACUAAAGACAAUCGCCUCAAAACUUCCCGCGCCAGCUCAGCCAAAGGAUGAGUUCGACUACUACUCUAUGGUUGAGCAAUCCGACUUGGCACCAACAAUUGCUGCCCUCUUGGGCUUCCCAGUGUCCAAGAACAAUUUGGGGGCUUUCAUUCCGGAUUUCCUCCCAUUCUGGCACAAAACCAGCGAUCAGAUCCAGAUUCUGGUUCGCAAUGCUCGCCAAAUUCUUAACAUUGUCACUGCUGCUUUCGGCAAUGAGUUAUUCGACGCACAGAGUGGUACUGACCCAUGUGCUUUGGAGCAAACUGAAAUCAACGAAUUGGCCUGUCAAUGGCAAAGAAUAAACAAGGAGGCCCACGUCCUCGCAGCUGGCGACAAAUUGGAUCAACAAUGGCUUGAUGAUAUGUCACAGUGGCUCCGUCGCGCACAAGAUUUGAUGAGCAGUAUGGCUUCGAACUACGACAUGCCCAAACUGUUCAUCGGCCAGGGAGUUGCUGCUGCUGCUGCCAUUGCGAGUGCGAUUGCCCUUGUACGUCUAGGGGCUCACUGGGACGGACAAGUUCUGCCGUUCGCUCUCCUUACUCUAUCCUACGGCGUCAUGAUGUACGCAAGUAGCUAUGUCGAGGAGGAACAGCACUUUUGGUACUGGGCCUCGAGCAUCUGGCUUGUGAUCCAGGGUGUACUCCAUGUCCGCAGAAGAAAUAGUCUGGCGGACAUUGCUUGGGUCUUUGUUGCUCUUGUAGUAUUGAGACUGACCAGAGGCUGGAACCAAACUGGCCAAAAGUUUGCAGGAAGCCCAGACAUUGUCAAAAGCUUUAUCGUCACACACCCUCAACUCCUCUGGAGCAUUCUUACCCUUGGGUAUAUGAUCAUGUCCUUCCGCUUUCUCGCGUGUCUAAAGAGCCUCCCCUCAAUGGCUAGUACUAGUAUCACUUCGGUUCUGCUCAUGUCUGCUUAUAGCUUCAAACUUGACUUUACCAGCGAGGAUGCCCCAGAGCUAGUCGUUGGCUUCGCCAGAACCUUGAACGACCUAUUCGUAGGACAGUCACUGCUCUGGAGGGCUCGAACAGCCUUCAUCCUCCUCGGUGUCUUAUUCGGUUAUGGCAUCUAUCGCUCAUUCACUGGCGGCCGAAACGGCCAGCGGCAGUCAGCAUACCUCUUUCACCAUCUCUACACCAUCUUUGGCAUGACCCAAUCUCGUGCUACCAACAUUCCCCUCUUCUUCCUCUCCGAUAUUCUCUUCCAUUCACUCCAGGCCACUGACCUCUCUGUGACCGGAAUUGCCAUCACAGCCAUUCUUCUUCAGUACACAACAUUCUUCGCUUUUGGCGGCUCGAACGCCAUCUCCUCCGUCGACCUUUCCAGUGCGUACAAUGGCAUUGGCGGCUUUAACUUCUUUGCCGUGGGCUUCCUCACCCUUGUUAGCAACUGGGCUGGUCCGAUUUUCUGGACCUCUGCUGCUAAUAUCCUCCUGCUGCGCAAGUAUCAUGAGGGUCAACGUAAUGCCUUUUGGCAAUAUAUUACCUUGCAGACUCUCUUUGUCUCUGCUGCAGUUACGUUAGUUAUGGCAGCUUGUACCUCCUUGAGGACACAUCUUUUUAUCUGGACCGUCUUCUCGCCUAAGUAUCUUUACUGUAUGGCUUGGAGUCUCGGACAACAUUUGCUGAUCAACAUUGGUUUUGGGGGCAUGCUGUUCUGGUUGGGGACACUCAACUAG
Fusarium sp. VM40 is the source of this 2586-nucleotide messenger RNA. NCBI's taxonomy places the organism in Eukaryota, Fungi, Ascomycota, Sordariomycetes, Hypocreales, Nectriaceae. The record is from the annotation of a GenBank genome assembly.